AGAGAAAAAAAAAGGACCAUUCAUCUUUCACUCUCUCUCCUUCUUCCAUUUUAUUUCUUUCUUCAUCCUGUAUUAUCCCAACGCGUGUUAAUAAACAAAGCAGAAAUAAAAAUCCAUCCCUUUUUCGUUUUUUUCCGUAUGAGUUUUUUCCUCUAAAGAUCUCUUGAAUAAGUUAGUUUUAUAAAUUCAAAGGCAAUGGCAAAGGAAGUUGAGGGAGAUUCAUCCCUCUCAUUACUUGAAUCUCAUCUAAGUCAGACCAACACUUCAUGGAAGUUGAUGGAUCAUGGUCCUUGCCAAGUGGAUAAGUUGCAAGAAAAGCUUAUAGAAGUUGAAGCGUGUAUUCAAGGCUCUGAUGCAGAUUCAAAAAAAGAACUAAAGGUACUCUGGCGAAGGGUCAAAGCUACCUCGACAAUGUUGUCCUACUUGAAAUCAAAGGCAAGAAUUAUGGCAGUUCCGCAUCUAGCACAUGUAUCGUGUGGGAUCAAACAGCAGGAAGGGUCGGGGUUUGUUGAUAAAGAUGGUACACCGUUGUCUGGUUGGUCGAAGGAUGUAAGUCUUUCUUCAUUGGACCAUGUGGAUGAAGAUGAAUGCAUGAAAAUUAAUAUUAAUGGGAGUUGUUCAUUUGAUGAGCAUGAUGGAGCCUAUAUUGGUGAAAUCCUUAAGUCUGUGCAGAUGGUAACAGAUGUCAUGGAGGUUCUUGUUAAGAGGGUAAUUAUGGCAGAAACUGAAACCACUAUUGAGAAAGAAAAGGUAGAUUUGGGUCAGAAAGAAAUUAAAAAGAAGGCUCUACAGAUUGAGAACAUGUCGACAAAGGUAGAGGAAAUGGAAAGGUUUGCUCUAGGUACAAAUUGCAUCCUGAAUGAAAUGCGGCAGAAAGUAGAAGAUAUGGUAGAAGAAACAUCUAGGCAAAGACAACGAGCUGCAGAAAAUGAGCAAGAGCUUUGUCGUGUGAAGCAGGAUUUUGAGUCAUUGAGAUCCUACGUUAGUAGUCUAAUUAGUGUUAGAGAAACACUUCUUUCAUCAGAGAAGCAAUUUCAGACAAUUGAGAGGCUCUUCGAUAGGCUAGUUGCCAAGACCAGUCAAUUGGAAACUGAGAAGAUGCAAAAAGAGGCUGAAGUACAGAAGCUCAUGGAAGAGAAUAUCAAGCUGACAUCUAUGUUAGACAAGAAAGAUGCCCAAUUGAUGGCCAUGAACGAACAGUGCAAGUUCAGGGCUCUGAAUGCAUCGGGUAUGUAGUCUCUCGUCUAUGUGAUCAGAAUACAUUCCCUGUUCUUUGGGGUUCAUCAUCAAUCAACCUACUCUGCCGUCCGACUUUCUAGACAAGAACAGGAUUGAGCAGGUUUUCGAGCACAUUGUGGGGUGUUCUUAAUUGAUACAUUUGGGAGGUCCUGGUGUUGAUCUUCUGUUGUAUUAAUGCUUAAUUGAUCGAUCAGCCAGGGAUCCGAAACUUGGUACUGCUGUAGAGCGUUAGCUGUGUCAUUAGAGUUUUUGUUAAAUAACAAAAAAUUGUAUGGGCUCCUUGUGACAUUCUCAUAGUUGUCUGACUUGUAAAAGCUUUUAGUUGAUGACAUAAAAAAAAAAUGUUAUGUGCUCCUCAA
This is a messenger RNA of Papaver somniferum (opium poppy), 1598 nucleotides long. RefSeq lists its product as uncharacterized. Gene Ontology annotation, biological process: negative gravitropism; response to red or far red light. Bases 196 to 1236 code for a protein of 346 amino acids. The transcript has 3 exons. NCBI's taxonomy places the organism in Eukaryota, Viridiplantae, Streptophyta, Magnoliopsida, Ranunculales, Papaveraceae. The record is from RefSeq and is a predicted model, not a curated record.